AUGCGUAAGAUCGUAGUGGGAGCUGGUGGUCAGGAGACCGUGUCAACUUUACCGUCCCUGGUACCCCUCAGUGGCCUCGCUCUGUUGCAGCUCAUCUCCUCAGUUCUACUCAACAUUGCAUACGUGGCUCUUUGUCUGCGUAACCCCGUGGAGACUAUUCAUGCUGCAGAGCAGGUGCUGCAUACCGGUCCGCCCCCACCGUUCUGCAACCUACGCAACUCUGAUUCUGUCUCGGAGCCAGCUACGAUUGGUGGAACAGAAGGUGCCAAGGAGAAGGGCGCGUCGGCGAUGGCGGUGGCCCCAGAGAACACAACAUGUCUACCAGCUGUCUUUGGAUGGAUUGGACUCAUUGCGCCGCCCGCCCAUCGCUACCUGGCCAAAAUGUAUCUAGCGGAGGCUUACGCAUGCCUGGACGAUCUGCCCAACGCCUGCGGAAUUCUCCUCACUGAAGAUCUCGUGGGCACGGGUGACGGUCUGUCCCUCCUCACUUUGCACUCUAUCGACUCCUACCGGCAGCUUAAACGGGGCCGUGCCUCCCUGGCCCCACCUUUCCUUCUACCACAGACACAUCAUCAGUGUGGUCUAAAAACACACAUGGAUACAUUUUCUGAGCACCAGAAGUCCUCCGUUGACCUCAAGAGUGAACAAGAGAGACCAGUUUCGGCCUCGGCAGUCUCAGUUACCAGUCAUUCAGAAGUUCGGCACCCGGAUUUCCCCGUUACUGUCGAACAGGUAUCCCUCAGUCUGCCCCUCCCCUUUCAUUUCCUUUCUUGA
Dibothriocephalus latus is the source of this 774-nucleotide messenger RNA. The record is from the annotation of a GenBank genome assembly. Lineage: Eukaryota; Metazoa; Platyhelminthes; Cestoda; Diphyllobothriidea; Diphyllobothriidae.